Messenger RNA from Prorocentrum cordatum, 750 nucleotides. Lineage: Eukaryota; Dinophyceae; Prorocentrales; Prorocentraceae. The record is from the annotation of a GenBank genome assembly.
AUGCCCGUGAUCCGGGUGUGCCCCGCGAGGGGCCCGGGCGCCGCUGCGGAGCGCACGUGGGGGCCCGGGCGCCGCUGCGGAGCGCACGUGGGCCGGGCCGGGGAGCCGGAUGGGUCGGAGCCCGACGUGCGCGUGUACGGUGUGCUCGUCGCUGUCCGGCAGAUGAUGCUCCGCGCCGUGCGCGCGCUCCACGUGGCGGGCGGCGCCGCCGCGGGCCCCGCCGCGGGCGCCGUGGAGAGCCAAUUUCAUCUUCUGCUGGCUUCGGCGAACGAGUUCUUGGCUGACACGUUCCUGGCCGAAGAGUACCCAGGCAAUGACUCUCUGGACAUCGCCAGGUACCUCGCCUGCCUGAAGCACCUGCGCCGCAGCGCGCGGUGCCUGAGCGACUACCUGGCCGGCCCGGCCGCGCGGGCCGGCCCCGAGGACUUCGCCCAGAGCAUCCGCCGCCUGGAGGAGCGCGUGCGCGCCAAGCGGACGAACGCCCACCUGAGCAUCGUCCGCCUGCGCCAGAGGCAGCCUUGGCGAGAAGGAGACCAAUCACUGCGGACACUGGGGGCAGCCGUACAAGAACUCGACGAAGCAGAGGCAGCGCCCGCGUGGCUUCAAGAACCGGUUGCAGACGUGGGACAGAUGAGCAUGUCCCGUUCACGGAAUCGUGUCGCGCGUUGCGUGUGUCUUGAGGCGAGUCCGUGUGCAUGCUCCCACUUUCUUCUGGACGUUGAGCGCGGCCUGCUGCUAUCUAUCACUUGA